AUGAACAGAGAUAGAGAUAAACAACAUCCAUCAUUAGAGUUUAUAGAUGUGAUUGUUAAUUCAUUAACAAUUAAAGGUAUUGAAAGACAUGAUCAAACAAGAUGA
Molecule: messenger RNA, 105 nt
Organism: Cavenderia fasciculata
Lineage: Eukaryota; Evosea; Eumycetozoa; Acytosteliales; Cavenderiaceae
Exons: 1
Coding region: 1-105 (34 amino acids)
Source: RefSeq, a predicted model, not a curated record